AUGAACAAGAAGAUUGCUGCUGAAACGCAUGGUUAUGUCGGCUCUGAUAUCGCGGCUCUUUGUUCAGAGGCUGCUAUGCAACAGAUCCGCGGGAAGAUGGAUCUCAUCGACCUCGAUGAAGACACCAUCGACGCCGAGGUCUUGGACGCUCUUGGUGUAACGAUGGAAAAUUUCCCUUUCGCGUUGGGUUCGUCCAACCCAUCAGCACUUCGCGAGAUGGUCGUCGAAGUACAGACCGUCAAGUGGGACGAUAUCGGUGGUCUCGGCAAAGUUAAGCAGGAGUUGCAAGAGACAGUUCAAUAUCCGGUCGAACACCCCGACAAAUUUAUCAAGUACGGUAUGUCGCCUUCAAAGGGUGUGUUGUUCUACGGUCCUCCAGGUACUGGUAAAACACUGCUUGCCAAGGCUAUUGCGAACGAAUGUCAGGCAAACUUCAUUUCGAUUAAGGGCCCCGAGUUGCUUACCAUGUGGUUUGGUGAAUCGGAAGCCAACGUGCAGGAUGUCUUUGACAAGGCGUGUGCAGCUACACCUAUGAACGCAAAGAAGAAUGUGUUCGUCAUUGGUGCAACCAAUCGGCCAGACCAAAUUGACCCAGCUUUACUCCGUCCUGGUCGUCUGGACCAACUCAUUUACAUUCCUCUGCCCGACGAACCUGGACGUCUUGAUAUCCUUCGUGCAGCCCUGAGGAAGUCGCCUGUGGCGAAGAAUGUUGACCUUACGUGUCUUGCAAAGAGUACGCAUGGCUUCUCUGGAGCAGAUUUGAUGGAAAUUUGCCAACGUGCAGCAAAACUCGCGAUUCGCCAAUCGAUUGAAGAAGAUAUCCGUCGAGCUUGAGAAAAGAAAGAGUCAGGCAAUGGAGAUAUAGAAGACGUCAAAGAGGCAGAUCCUGUGCCCGAAACCACGUGCAAACACUUUGAGGAAGCGAUAGAGUUUGCUCAUCGCUCUGUGUCUGACCAGGACAUCCGACAGUAUGAGAUGUUUGCUCAGGUACAUGAGGCAACAAUCGGAUUUUCCUUUGUAGUAUUGGAUCAUUUCCUUUUUCGGACAGGCAUUCUUCGAUGUGUAGGAGGAUGAUAGGUGAUGGUCCUGGCACACAAGCAUGGUAUUCAGCAGCUGUUAAUCGAGUAUAAUCCACCUAUACUACAUUGUUUGCUUGAGCUGCCUUAGAUGGCCCGAAAAAUAAUUAUUCUCGAUUGAUAACAGUGUCUUUGAGAUCCAUACUGUUCAAAUUAUUGAAAUAAAUGAU
Messenger RNA from Fomitiporia mediterranea MF3/22, 1246 nucleotides. Its product is annotated as AAA-domain-containing protein. The record is from RefSeq and is a predicted model, not a curated record. Gene Ontology annotation, molecular function: polyubiquitin modification-dependent protein binding; ATP hydrolysis activity; ATP binding. The coding region runs from base 1 to 834 and encodes 277 amino acids. Lineage: Eukaryota; Fungi; Basidiomycota; Agaricomycetes; Hymenochaetales; Hymenochaetaceae. The transcript is spliced from 5 exons. Gene Ontology annotation, cellular component: nucleus; VCP-NPL4-UFD1 AAA ATPase complex; cytosol. Gene Ontology annotation, biological process: mitotic spindle disassembly; autophagosome maturation; retrograde protein transport, ER to cytosol.